Molecule: messenger RNA, 3174 nt
Organism: Lingula anatina
Lineage: Eukaryota; Metazoa; Brachiopoda; Lingulata; Lingulida; Lingulidae
Product: propionyl-CoA carboxylase alpha chain, mitochondrial-like
Cellular component (GO): mitochondrion
Molecular function (GO): propionyl-CoA carboxylase activity; ATP binding; metal ion binding
Source: RefSeq, a predicted model, not a curated record
AACAUGGCGGCGACCUUGAGACUCGGAUCGACAGCUCUCAGUAUUCGUCUUCGAAAUGCCUCUAACUGCGGGCGUUAUCAGGUGCUUGGGACAUUCCACAAGAGAGGGAUAAGUACCACAGCCCAUCUCCUUAACAAGGAUAUCUACUGGAAUGACAAGUAUGAUCCUAAGGAGAGUAAAUUUGACAAGAUCCUCAUUGCCAACAGAGGAGAGAUUGCUGUACGUGUCAUUAACACCUGUCGUCGCCUGGGAAUCAAAACUGUCGCAGUUCACAGCGAUGUUGACUCUUACAAUAAUUUUGUCUUAAUGGCUGACGAAGCCAUCUGUAUUGGCCCAGCUCCAACAUCUAAGAGCUAUCUCAACAUGGACGCCAUCCUGGAUGCUGUCAAACAAACUGGGGCACAGGCGGUUCACCCUGGGUAUGGCUUCUUGUCCGAGAACACAAACUUUGCUGCAAAACUGCAUGAGAACGGUGUUACAUUCAUUGGUCCCAACAGUGAAGCCAUCCACGCCAUGGGAGAUAAGAUAGAAAGCAAGAGGAUUGCCACCAAGGCCAAAGUGAACAUGAUUCCUGGACAUGACGGUGUGGUGGAAAGUGUGGAUGAGUGCGUGAAACUAGCCAAUGAGAUAGGAUAUCCUGUAAUGAUCAAGGCCUCGGCUGGCGGUGGUGGUAAAGGAAUGAGGAUUGCAUACAAUGACAAAGAGGCACGCUAUGCCUACCGUUUUUGUAAAGACGAGGCUGCGUCCAGCUUUGGUGACGACCGCUUGCUCAUUGAGAAGUUUAUUGAGGAGCCAAGGCAUAUUGAGAUGCAGGUGUUGUGUGAUAAACAUGGCAAUGCUCUGUGGCUGAAUGAGAGAGAAUGCUCUAUACAGAGGAGGAACCAGAAAGUCAUUGAAGAAGCACCAAGCACAUUUGUGGACCCAGACAUGAGAAGAGCUAUGGGGGAGCAGGCCACCUCUCUGGCCAGGGCAGUGGGGUACGAUAGCGCAGGAACUGUGGAGUUUCUGGUGGACAACAAGAAGAACUUUUAUUUCCUGGAAAUGAACACAAGACUCCAGGUGGAGCACCCAAUUACAGAAUGUAUCACUGGCAUUGAUCUUGUUCACCAGAUGUUGAGGUCGGCCAAAGGUCAUCCACUAGUCCACAAACAACAUGACAUUGGAAUAGAUGGGUGGUCCUUAGAAUGCCGAGUUUACGCUGAGGAUCCUUACAAGAGUUUUGGACUGCCGUCAGUGGGGCGACUCUUUACAUACAUAGAACCUUCACAUAUUCCAAAUGUGCGUUGUGACAGUGGCAUCCGUGAGGGAAGUGAAAUCAGUGUGUAUUACGAUGCCCUUAUCUGUAAGCUUGUGUCCUAUGGUGCCACUAGACAAGAAGCUCUGGACACUAUGGCCAAAGCUCUUGACCAUUAUGCUAUUAGAGGAGUGACACACAACAUCCCCCUACUGAGGGACAUAAUGACAGAGGACAGGUUUGUGAGAGGAGACAUCACCACCAGUUAUCUACAGGAAGUUUAUCCUGAUGGAUUUAAAGGUAAAAAGCUGACCAGUAAGCAGCAGAACCACCUGAUAGCUGUGGCCUGUGCUGUCCAUGUCAAAGAAGCUCUACGACAAAGAUCCUUCACAAACCAGUCUAGGCUGCCACCUAUGGCUGACCUUCCUCCAGCGUGGAACCUCAGCAUUCGCUACAAGGAUGCCACCUAUACGGCACAGGUUAAAUAUGUGCCGAGCAAACACGAAAGCAAGUUUAUUGUUACUAUUGGGGAGGAGACUUUUGAUGUGGCAGAUAAUUUCACUCUUGGUUUUAAUGUCAUAGAAGCUCAAAUCAAUGGAGACAUUGAGACAAUGAUGCUCCUAACAAAGAUUCCCAUAAAAGAGGCCAGAGGCGUUGUGAAACUAAGGUAUCUUGGAACAGUGUUCAGCCUGCACGUGAUGCCCCAGGAGUACAGUGACAUGUACCAGUACAUGAUCACCAAGCAGGAAGCAGACCUGAGCAGCAUGGUGAUGGCCCCUAUGCCAGGACUGGUCAAGUCAGUGGCUGUGGAAGUGGGGCAGAAUGUAUCUGAGGGACAGGAAAUGUGUGUACUGGAGGCCAUGAAGAUGCAGAACAGUCUGCCUGCAGCAAGAGACGGAAAGGUGAAAGCAGUGAAUUUCAAAGCAGGAGACACUGUGGAUGAAGAGGCAGUCAUUGUGGAACUGGAGUAAAACCCUCACCAGGGGGCAGCAUUAGAGAAGAUGACAGAUGCUGCAAAGGUUCCUUGUAGACACUUAUGCUUCAGUAUCAUAGAACUGCAGUCAAUCAGCACUUACAGAAGGCAGAUCAUGGGAAAUAAUUGAGAUAAUGUGUGGGUUUGACCAUCCAUUCACAGGGACUUGCUGAAAUUUUGUUUGAAUUAAAUGUAUGGGUUGAACCACUCUUGAACAGGGGCUUUGAUUAAUGAGGUAGAUGAUGUAGUAAAAUUGGGUUGAAUAAUACUCGAGCAGGAAGUUGUAUUGGAUGUAAAAUAUACAGGAGGGUUAAUUGCUGACCAGGUUUAUAUAAAGAUGUAACAGUUGCCGCUCUCAAGGUGCUUGUUUUGAAUGGUUUUUGUUAUGAUUGUAAAAGAUUUGAUGGACUUUUCAUUGAUGUCGACAAUUAGUGCUCUUAAACAGGAUGGCUCCAUUACUUUAUUGACAGACUUUGCUGAAUACAUGUGUAUUAAUUUGUAAAUGUUUAUUAUUGCUUCACAAUUGUAACAUGCAAAAAAUCCUAUUUACUUGUAUUUAGCUUUAAGUGAACUGGUCAUGUUAAUUCAAGUAUUAUGUAUGGUAUGUCUAUAUGGCUAUAAGGCUUUGUAGAGUUGUGCUUUUAUUCAUGACUGUUGACUAUCUUACGAUAGAUACAGCUUAGAAAUUAUUCAUUUUGAAGUCAUGAGAAUUUAAAUUUUAGAUUGUUCAGUAAAAAUGACAACCAGGAAGUCAUUCUUGUUUUGAUCAUAUCAAAAACAACAGAACAUGAAGGAUUAAAGUAUCUUCAGUCAUCAAUAAAAUUGAAUUCCUUUCUGUGAUGUUGAUGCAUUUUGAAGGCAAUUUUUUUAAGUUAACACUCACAGGAGAAAAAUAAAUACAAAAUUAUGGGCUGAAUAUUUUGUAUGAACCAAAUUUUGAAGUGAAUGCAAUUAUUUUUGAAAAAUG